Messenger RNA from Paralichthys olivaceus (Japanese flounder), 911 nucleotides. Lineage: Eukaryota; Metazoa; Chordata; Actinopteri; Pleuronectiformes; Paralichthyidae. The record is from RefSeq and is a predicted model, not a curated record.
CACACACACACACACACAGUCAACAUCUCUGUCUCAGAACUCACGAUGUCCUGACGUCUCCUCCAGAGGAGUUCAACGAUAAGAUCCUGAGUCCGGAGCUGAGCGACUCGGAGCUGCAGCGUCUCCACGGCGAGGUGCUGCACAUCUACGAGACGUACUGCCUGGACGAGAGCAUCGACAAGAUCAGUUUCGACCCGUUCAUCGUGGAGGAGAUAAAGAACAUUGCCACAGGUCCGUACAGCGGCGUGGUGAAGCUGCAGACCAUGCGCUGCCUGUUCGAGGCGUACGAGCACGUCCUGUCUCUGCUGGAGAGAGUGUUCACGCCCAUGUUCUGUCACAGCGACGAAUACUUCAGGCACCUGCUGAGAGGGGCGGAGUCUCUGACCAGGAACUCCAGAAUCAACAGGAACCCGUCAAAACGAGGGGAGACGUUCGGCAUCAGCAGAAUCGGCAGCAAGAUCAAAGGUGUGUUCAGGAGCACGACCAUGGAGGGCGCCAUGCUGCCGCCCGGCGCCAUGAGCGACAUGGACGACGACUUGGUGGAGGAGGCGACUAUCGUGAUGGAGGACGACUCCCCCGCCCAGCCGGCCAGCGCGGCGGGCGCCCUGAGGAACCUGAUGGCGUGGAGCAUCACCAUCCCCUACAUCGACAGCUACGACGACGAGGUGAAGAGGGAGCGGAUCCCCGUGUUCUGCAUCGACGUGGAGCGCAACGACAGAAAGACAGUCGGUCAUGAAACGGAGAAGUGGUCGGUCUUCAGGAGAUAUCUGGAGUUUUACGUCCUGGAAUCCAAACUGACUGAAUUCCACGGAACAUUUGCAAACGCACAGCUUCCGUCCAAACGGAUCAUCGGACCUAAGAACUGUGAAUUCCUGACGACGAAGAGGGAAGAGUUUGAGGAAUAUUUGCAG